AUGACAGAAGUACAGAUUAUCAAGAGUGACGGAUCCAAACAAAGGUUCAAUACUGAAAGGUUCAUCAAAAGGCUACGAGAUCUUUCCAAAGGAUUAGAUACCCAAUAUAUCAACUAUGAACAGUUGGCUUUGAAGAUAGUUAACAGUUUACCAGAAGAGGUUUCAAUUGAUCAACUUAUGGACCUUGCGUCAGAGACAUUGGCAACAAUGACCACAAUUCAUCCCGACCAUGCAAUUCUGGCAGCUAGAGUUAGUGUCAAAAGGAUUGAAAAGAAGAUACCAGCAAAAUUUUCAGAUGCUGCUCAGAGAUUAUAUGAUUUCUAUAAUACCAAGACCAAAAAGCACUCACCAUUGGUUUCUGAAAGGGUUCAACAGAUUGUCCAAGAUAAUUCAGAGCUACUAAAUUCCGUUAUCAAUAAGGAAAGAGACUUAUCAUUUACAUACUUUGGGUUGAAGACUUUAGAGAAGGCAUAUUUAUUGAAAAUUGAUGGUAUUACAGCGGAGACACCCCAGUUCAUGUUCUUGAGAGUGUCCUUAGGUAUCCAUCUUGAAGAUUUAGAUUCUGCGAUAGAGACUUACAAUUUAAUGUCAGAAAGAUAUUUUAUACAUGCAUCACCAACUUUAUUCAACUCCGGAACUCCAAAUCCAUAUCUUUCAUCCUGUUUUCUACUGGGUAUGACUGAUGAUUCAAUUGAUGGUAUUUAUGAAACCCUACAUAGAUCAGCUUUGAUUUCAAAAGCUGCAGGUGGUAUCGGGAUCCAUAUUUCUAAUAUAAGAUCAUCAGGAUCGUAUAUUUCAGGAUCAAAUGGUACCUCAAAUGGGCUAGUGCCGAUGCUUAGAGUCUUCAACAACACAGCGAGAUAUGUCGAUCAAGGUGGGAAUAAGAGACCAGGUGCUUUUGCAAUUUACUUGGAGCCGUGGCAUAGUGAUAUUUUUGAAUUUUUAGAUUUAAGGAAAAACCAUGGUAAAGAAGAAAUGAGAGCACGCGAUUUGUUUUAUGCAUUGUGGAUACCAGAUUUGUUUAUGGAGAAGGUUAAAGCUGAUGAGGAUUGGCAUCUAUUUUCUCCAGAUCAGGCUAAAGGUUUAAAUGAAGUUUAUGGUGAAGAAUUUGUCAAGCUUUACAACCAAUAUGUUGAUGAAGGGUUGCCAAUGAAAACAGUGAGAGCUCAAAAGCUCUGGUAUGCAAUCUUGGAAGCGCAAACAGAAACUGGAGGUCCAUUCAUGCUAUACAAGGAUGCUUGUAAUGAAAAGAGUAAUCAGAAAAACUUGGGUACUAUAAAAUCUUCAAAUCUGUGUUGCGAAGUUGUUGAGUACUCAUCCAACGAAGAAGUUGCAGUUUGCAAUUUAGCAUCGGUUGGUUUACCAUCAUUUAUUAAUUAUGACUCCCAAAAGAUGUGGUUUGAUUUUUCGAAACUACAUGAUGUUGUUAAAGUUGUGGUGAAGAAUUUAAAUAAGGUGAUUGAUGUUGGAAGUUAUCCUGUUCCAGAAGCAGAGUUGAGUAAUAAGAGACAUCGACCAAUAGCUGUUGGUGUUCAAGGUUUAGCUGAUUUAUUUAUGGAGUUACGCUUGCCAUUCACAAGUCCAGAGGCUAAAGAAUUGAAUAUUCAAGUAUUUGAAACUAUUUACCAUGCUGCUAUUGAGGCAUCAAUCGAAUUAUCCCAGAAGUAUGGGCCUUAUGAAUCAUAUGAAGGGUCCCCAGCUUCUAAGGGGCUUCUCCAGUUUGACCUUUGGAACAAGAAGCCAACAGAUUUGUAUGAUUGGGAUUCUUUAAAGGCCGAGAUGGCACAACAUGGAUUAAGAAAUUCUUUAUUAGUUGCUCCAAUGCCAACAGCAUCCACGUCUCAAAUCUUGGGGUUCACAGAAUGUUUUGAACCUUUAACUUCAAAUGUUUAUUCCAGAAGAGUUUUAUCUGGUGAGUUCCAAAUAGUUAAUAAGUACCUGGUUAAAGACUUGAUUGAUUUAGAAAUUUGGGACGAAGGCUUAAAAAAUAGAAUCGUUGAUAAUGAUGGAUCUAUACAAGAUAUCAAGUCAAUUCCACAAGAAAUCAAAGAUUUGUAUAAGACUGUCUGGGAAAUUUCACAAAAAACUAUUAUUGAUUUAGCAGCUGAUAGAGCACCUUUCAUUGAUCAAUCACAAAGUAUGAAUAUUCAUCUUAAAGAACCAACUAUGGGUAAAUUAACAAGCAUGCAUUUUUAUGGCUGGAAUAAAGGUUUGAAAACAGGGAUGUACUACUUAAGAACUCAAGCUGCCAGCUCUGCAAUAAAAUUUACCAUAGAUAGAUCUGUUGAGGCUGAAGAAAAGAAGCCAGUCACUGAAGUAUUGUCUAAAAAGAGAAAGUAUGUUUCUUUACAUCCAAAUACUCCAGAAACAUCACCAAAGAAAAAGCCUUUGAUUGUUGUUAGACCUUUAACACCAGAAAGUCAAGGAGAGCUUGAAAGAGAGAUAAAUUAUGACAUUCAUUCUUCUACACCACUGUCAUGUAAUAUUGAUGAUCCAGAAAACUGUGAUAGUUGUUCUGGUUGA
This is a messenger RNA of Hansenula anomala, 2523 nucleotides long. RefSeq lists its product as uncharacterized. Lineage: Eukaryota; Fungi; Ascomycota; Saccharomycetes; Phaffomycetales; Wickerhamomycetaceae. The record is from RefSeq and is a predicted model, not a curated record. The transcript has a single exon. Gene Ontology annotation, molecular function: ribonucleoside-diphosphate reductase activity, thioredoxin disulfide as acceptor; ATP binding. The coding region runs from base 1 to 2523 and encodes 840 amino acids. Gene Ontology annotation, biological process: DNA replication; deoxyribonucleotide biosynthetic process. Gene Ontology annotation, cellular component: ribonucleoside-diphosphate reductase complex.